UGUCUUUCUCAUGCUACUACGGCGUCGGGCGUAAGCAGUUCUACGUUAAAAUGGCUGAUCCAAUCACAAGCGCAACGAAAUGUCGCAUCUUUCUCGCUGGUGUUAUAGUGGGUGCAUCGUCAUCUGCUGUGGUCUACAUGUUGUGCAGGAAGACACGAGCGAAUCACACCUACACGCAGACAACCAACACCUUAUGUGAAUCUGACGAUGAAGCAUCUUCUCCAGCAACCAAAUUUGCAGAUGAAAUACCCGAGGAAGACGCUUCUUGCUCUAACGCCACUAGAUCAGCGCUGACUCAAGUUCAGGCUAUGUUGGAAGGGAAAGGAGUAACAUUAAUUUUGUCGUCUGCUCUGAGGAAAGUCAUCUUUCUGGCACAAGGAGCGAAAACAGCAGGUCUGAAUAUUGUCCGCAGCGAGGGCUUUGAUGAGGCAGAUGAUAACGCGACGCAUGUCUUUGGGAAAUCGUCUUCUUUUAUCUAUGGUAAGAGUACAUUUCGGUCCGAACGGGAUGUGGUCACCGGCAAAACAUUCAUUCUUCAGAAGUUCCCAUCCGAGAUAGCUGUAACACACCCGCGACCUGGAACUGUCGCCGCUCAGAGCAGUGGUUCCGAGACACGAGUCCCACCGUUAUCAGAGAUCUUCCCCUUCAGUGUCCUCAGCAAGAUGGGGAUACGCCAGGACCCGUACUUCGGGGAGGAGGAAGAAGAAUUGCAGACCUGUUCGUCAGCAACAGUCUCGAAAACGUCAAGCGGGAAAUGUGUUCGCGUAAUCCGAUCUAGACACCACCAGACGCCGACUAGCAGUGCCAGGUGUGUUCAGAAGGUGGAGCAGACGGGCCACCCGGACAUCUGUAAGGUAUGGCGACUCGGGGCUGAGUUCCAUGACCUGUACCACAGCAGAUACGACACAUAUCACGGCAUUGUCCAUCCGAACACACCUGUUGUACUGUACCCUGGAGUCAGGAAGUAAAUA
This is a messenger RNA of Haliotis rubra (blacklip abalone), 971 nucleotides long. RefSeq lists its product as uncharacterized. The transcript has 2 exons. NCBI's taxonomy places the organism in Eukaryota, Metazoa, Mollusca, Gastropoda, Lepetellida, Haliotidae. The record is from RefSeq and is a predicted model, not a curated record. The coding region runs from base 51 to 968 and encodes 305 amino acids.